This is a messenger RNA of Porites evermanni, 4556 nucleotides long. Lineage: Eukaryota; Metazoa; Cnidaria; Anthozoa; Scleractinia; Poritidae. The record is from the annotation of a GenBank genome assembly.
AUUCAAUUCAAAAUGGCGGCUAUUAGAGGUGCCUCUUUGAAACAAGUAGCAAAAGUCACCGUUUCGUUUUGUCCUUUUGAUCCUAUGACAGCAACAGCAAGGUAAAGUUAAAGAGGUUAUAAAUUAUUUUCCGACUAAGAAAAAAACUUGCACUAUUUCGUGAUUGAUGGCCUAUUAUAACUGACCCUUAUAGGCCCAGUCCAGUCCCCCUGCAACCAGGUUAAUAUUUUCACAUUAUUUUUCCCUUUCGAGUGUAGAGGUUGCCUUUAUUUUGGCACAUUAUCACCACUUAUAAAGUAACAGCGCAAGUUCAUGGGAAAAAUGGACCAUUUUGAAUAUUUUUCAAUGAGUAAACAAACAUGAUAGUAACACUACACUUUUCAAGUGGUACUUGUAACCAGUGGAGCCCUGUUGGGGUAAAAUUCCAACAAGCGACAUGGCCUUGAAACGGUGACAUAAGACAGUUGAAAUAGCAGCAAAAGACAUGAAGGUGGGAUGAGACUAUUAAAACUGCGACAGUGAUGAGGAAAAUCUCACUGACAGCAUGCAGGAUGGCCUUCUUUUCAAUGGAUUGCAUUAUACUCACAUGGCCAGCAACUAUGCAAAUUUAUUGGAAGAAAAGAAAGCGGUUGCAUAAGAAAAGAGUUCAACUCCCACACGAUUGGUUUGGGACACAACAUGGCCGCAGUUUCAUUGUUUUUGGGACACCAAUAUGGCCAGCAUGAUGUCAUGUGAAAAAAGUCUAUACUAAACAUGACUGCUUUUGAAAUUCAGACCAGGGACGCUCCCUCCCCUCCCCUAAGAAGGCCUCAUCAAUGAUAUUUUGCUGUAGAACAGUCAACUGUAGUCAAACUCCUAUAAUACAGACACUGGCAUGAGGGGGCCAUAGUGAGUGUCCGUAUUGACGGGGUGUCCCUAUUAAGUGGGUUGAAUUUAGAGAAAAUGUAAGGGCUUUCUUUCCCCAGGGACAAAGCAAACUGUCUGUGAUAAUGAGGUGUCCUAGAAGUGGGUGUACAAAAUUUUACAUGUCCGUAAAGUGGGGUUUUGACUGUAGUGCCAACCGUGCACUCAGGACUAGCUCAGUUUGUAGAAUGCUUGACUGCAGAGCAGGAUGUCGUAGGUAUCAUUCGCAAGGCAGGACCAAUGCUGAGGAUCUUUUAAAUAACUGAGAAAUGAAGGCACUGUUUUUACCUUGUAAAUGGCAAGACCGUUGAAUGACUUGGAUGACCACAUGUGAAGUGACAGUCCCAUCUCCAGACUUAGUAGAUGUAACAAUAGUGUCCUCGGUUGGUACUUCCAUGCUAAUUACAUAAUUUGCUAAUAUUAUGCAUGCUUCUGGUAUAAGCAUCUCUUGGAAGAUGUAAAGUGGAGGUGUAACUAAAGCAUCCUGUAAAAUCCUUGCCCUAAUCUUUACACCUUCAGUUGCUCCUUCACUGGCACCUGUAAAUAAUAUUAAACCUAGCAGUUUUAACCUGUGUUGUGUGGUUCCAUGCAUAUUUCAAUUUCUUGUUCAUUUGCAAUUUUUAGGGAAUUUCUUAGAAGAGUUUCAAGUAAAAGUAUGAGGGACUCCAAUGCUAAAUGUGAAAUUAUAUCAGAUAUCAAGAACGAUGGAUCAGAGCCAGUGGUGCAGGUUGUUUUCAGUAAGUGGGGGACAAUAUUUGUGCCUUGCAGGAAAAAAAAACCUGGACUCUUGUUUAAUAGCAGUUCGUGACUUUAUUAGUCAUGUUUUACUCCUGUGAUUGUCAUAUUUUCUCUGAAGAAAAACUAAUGUAGGAAUGUACUAAAAACGAAAUAAAUUUAUACCUUAAAAAAGUACUACGAGAGAGGUUUCAUUUGUUUGGUCACACCAUAGUAUUUCAUUUACAGCUGAUUUAAGCGUAGCCCGGUUUUCGUGUAGGGAAAAUUGGGGAUUGUACUGUUUCCCGACCAUCCCCGACUUUGCUGACUUAUGCAGUGUUCUCCUUAUCAGGCAGUAACCGGUAACUGUUACCGCCUGAAGCGACAUUUCUUACUGCCUACAACAGUGUGAAAGUUUUCUUAAAUUAAAUUGUUUAAAGAAAAAACACAAGUUGUGAUCUGAUCCAAUUCUCACAAGGAAAUGAAUGAAUACCAGGUAUAUGGAAAAGUAAUAUUUAAAGAAUACACAGCUUUUGUUUUUAUUGGCCACGUGUUUUGGAAAGAAAACAUUAAAGACACUGGUAAGAUUAUUGGAAUCAAACGUUUUAAAUAAUUUAAAACGUUUGAUUCCAAUAAUUUUACCAGUUUUAUUGUUGUCUAAACAUUACGACACUUUGAUUUGCAUAAAAUAGGUCUUAAAAUGAGGAAAUGACAUUUCAGAGAACUUAACUCCUAAAUUUCCCAGCGAGGCAGAUCCAUUUUCCUCACUCCACUACCCCCCAACCCCUCCCCUAGGAAUAUUGCACCUCUGGUGCAUAUUUUCUGCCUAACCAGCCAGGAUUGGUCCCUUACCUGCUGAGCUAAAAUUCAGGGAGAACACAGUUAAUGAAAACUCAAAAUCGUAGAUAUCUCCAAUCAUCUGGGACAGUCAGGGACAAAUCUGGAGAAUUGGGUAGUGUUUCUACUUUCCUGGCGCGUCCCAGAUUUCUGUGAUGGUCGGCAAUCAUUUCCAACAAAUGAGAACUCAAAUUUGUACCGUUGGGGACGCGGCGAUGGAUUUCACUCAUCUUGAUUGGCUCCAGCAUUUCCCCUAUCAGGAGACAGACCCCCUGUGUUUUUCAGUAGAUCAGCAAAAUCUGGGAUGGUUGACAAAAAGUAAAAUCCCUGAUCAUCUGGGAUUUUCCCGAAAUAUGAAAACCUGGCAUUGAAAGACAGUUAUGUAACAUGUCUUCAGAAUAUUUUUUUGUUAUUUUUCUUUAUCAUGAGUCUCUGAGAAGUGCCUAGACUGCCUAUAAAAAAGGCUUUGUUUAAAUAGUAAGCUGUGAGCAGUGAGUGGUGCAUUUUUCCUAAGAUCAGUAGGGUACACCAGCAUAAUAGUCAGAAAAACUGUCAGCUUUCAGAUAUCUAUCAUAACACAGUUAUUUCAUUUGUUAACAGAUGACAAAGACACCCUGACCAUGAAAACUAACAGCCUCAAACUCAUGGACAUGUUAGCAAUGUUCAACAGAAGGUGUAGGGAGAAGGAAGUUAAAUAGAUGACUCAUCUGAGUAUUUGAGCAUCUGAGCAUGCAUGCACAAGGUAAAGAAAAGCUUUGUUCCUUAAAAACAACUUGCCAUCUUAGGUCUGGUUCAAAUGUCGCAUUUCACAUUUCACAAAUAUAACUAGUAGUAAUCUCCGUUUACGAAGUGCGUUCAAGCUUUUUUAGGUUUACUGUCAAAUGUGACGUUAUUUCCUAAUAAAUUGAUGCUGCAAAACACUUCCUAUAUGUUUUUUUAAAAAGAAACAAAACAAAACACUAUGACUACGCAAAAAAAAGAGAAAAAGUCUCACCCGCCAGGAGUCAAACCCGAGACCUUCGACGUGGAAGGGCAAUGACAUCAUUAAAUUUUAGCUUUUUUAUUCAGUAACAGCACAUGAAUACUCUAUUUAAACUGGGGUAAUUUCCAAAGAAAAGUAGGCGGCCUGUUCACGAGAAAUAGCUGGCGAAUUUUGCCAGCCACCCGCUCUCAUUGAAAACGCUGGAGAUGUCUGUCUUAUUAAACUAAAGGGAGUAAAGAAAGGCAGGGACCAACUGGUCUAGGUGUCCGUUUUAGUGAGGUGUUCAUUUUAAAGAGGUCACUGUGAGGCUUGACUUUAUUCACCAAAGGUAGCCCAUAUCAGGGGCAAUCCAGGAGUUCGACUUUUUCAGGGGGUGGGGGGAUGGAGUCCAUCAAGUUCCAGCUUAGAACUAAGGGCGCUUUUCAUUUGUCAGAACUGACCAGCCAACCCUUACCGCGGUAAUGAGAAUUUCACUAUUAAUCAGAACUAUCCAGCCAGAUCGGUCAAAUCCUGUGAAAUAGUGUGUAGGAAGGAGAUAGUUUUUCAGCAAAAACCCUUGGAAAAAGCCGAUUUAUAGUCAAAAUGACUGGUUCGGCUAUGAUGCGGCUGGCCAGUUCUGAGAAAUGGAAAGCGCCCUUAGUUUAUUUAUAAAAGAAGCUAGGAGUAAGCAAGAGUAUGUGUUUUUGACCUAACAAAAAUAAUAUUAUUAUUAUAAUUGUGUGGAUUAAAUAAUCUACAGGAUCAUGUGGAAAGCACAAAGACAGUGGCAAGUAAUUGACAGACUGGAAAAAAUCAAGCAAGAAAAGAGAGUGGUACACAGUCAUUUGUUAUACAGAGAUAACAUCAGAUCUAUCCUAGUACACCAUCAUGAACAUAUUUUGUGUGGAACAACAGCAAGUUGCCAUUUGGUGUAUCAUUGGAAUGAACUUACAACAAAAAAAUUUGAGCUGGAUAAAAAUACUGUGUGACGCAAAAUAUACACACAGAGGCAUCUAUUUCAUGGAAUUGUGCCUUCCUUGGGUGAUUUUAUUCGUUCAUCUGUCAUGGAUAAGUUUUCUUAACCACAAGGAAUCUACAACUAAAAGAUACUAAAAUUACUUGGUUUUUUUUAUUUCUUCUC